Messenger RNA from Tachysurus vachellii, 1682 nucleotides. It is a transcript of the gene srsf6a, whose product is annotated as serine and arginine rich splicing factor 6a. Gene Ontology annotation, cellular component: nucleus; cytoplasm; ribonucleoprotein complex. The coding region runs from base 56 to 1231 and encodes 391 amino acids. The transcript has 6 exons. NCBI's taxonomy places the organism in Eukaryota, Metazoa, Chordata, Actinopteri, Siluriformes, Bagridae. Gene Ontology annotation, molecular function: mRNA binding. The record is from RefSeq and is a predicted model, not a curated record. Gene Ontology annotation, biological process: mRNA splice site recognition; alternative mRNA splicing, via spliceosome.
CGCAUGCGCAGUAGGUCUCGGACAGCUGCUGCGCUGUGGAACAACGCUGACCGUCAUGCCUCGAGUUUACAUCGGCCGCUUGAGUUACCACGUCCGCGAGAAGGACAUCCAGCGCUUCUUUAGCGGAUACGGAAAACUGCUGGAAGUCGACCUGAAAAAUGGUUACGGCUUUGUGGAGUUUGAGGACACGCGUGACGCAGAUGAUGCUGUGUACGAGUUAAACGGGAAGGAGCUGUGUGGGGAGAGGGUGAUGGUGGAACACGCAAGAGGACCUCGGCGUGACCGAGACGGAUACGGCGGCGGAGGAGGAGGUGGCCGAGGUGGAGGAGGAGGAGGAGGAGGAGGAGGCGACGGCGGAGGAGGAGGUCAUUAUGGAGGCGGCCGCAGUGGCUACAGCAGCAGGAGUCGAUCGGGCCGGGAUAAAUACGGCCCUCCGGUCCGCACGGAGUACCGGCUCGUCGUGGAGAACCUCUCCAGCCGCUGCAGCUGGCAGGACCUCAAGGACUUCAUGAGGCAGGCGGGUGAGGUGACCUACGCUGAUGCUCAUAAGGAACGCGCUAACGAGGGUGUGAUCGAGUUCCGCUCUCACUCAGACAUGCGCAGAGCUCUAGAGAAACUGGACGGUACCGACAUCAACGGCAGGAAGAUCCGACUGGUCGAGGACAAACCGCGCCGACGCCACUCUUACUCUGGCAGUCGCUCCAGGUCUCGCAGCCGCCGCCGCUCCCGCAGCAGGAGCCGCCGUAGCAGUCGAUCCCGAAGCAACUCUCGGUCUCGCUCAAGGUCUCGUUCUCGCCGCCGCCGAUCUCGCUCCAGAUCCGAACACAAAUCCCGUUCGAGGUCGGGCCGCAAGUCUCGCUCCAAAUCACCCUCCAGCAAAUCUCGUUCUCGCAAAUCCCACUCUCAUUCUCGCACGAGGAAAUCCCGCAGCAGGUCUCGCUCCGGCGACCGCCAUUCUCGGUCUAAGAGCACUUCAAAAGUGAAGUCCGAGCGCGGCUCUCGCGGCCGGUCAAAAGAGAAAUCCACAAGUAAGAAAUCUCGCAGCCGCACGCCGUCGCCUGCUGAGAACGGAAACGAGGAACGAGCCAAAUCCGCCUCGCGCUCGCCGUCCCCUCUGGCCGAGAAGAGUGGCUCGAAAUCUCCUGAGCAGCGUUCACGCUCACGCUCACGCUCUAAAUCCGGCUCACGUUCCAAAUCCAGGUCCCGGUCCAGAUCCGCCUCCCAGGACUGAACCACACACACACACACAGUGAAAUUCCGCACCGCACAUCACGAUCCGGCUCUUUAAUCGUUUCCCAUUACGUAGAGUAGAUGUUUUAUACAUGACAUGAGCAGAAACUCUUGGAAUUAUGGAUCAUCUGUGAAAAUGAGCAUAGAAUUAUUAUUAUUGUUAGUAGUAUUUUUUUUAUUAUUAUUAUUAUGAUUAGGAGGAGGAGGAUGAUGAUGAUGAUCGAGCUUUCCAUGAGCCGUGACCUGGAUCGCUCCACAUCUCUGCCCCCCCCCCACCCCUCCGAGUCGUUUCAGGAGUAAGUGAUGUAGGAGAAGCCGAGCUGAUGUGUUUGUGGUUCUGUGAUGUUUGUUUCAGUCGUAAUCCGUUUGAAAGUCUGAUGUUCACGUUAGAACUUUUUAAACCAUUUCAGUCUAUUUUUAUUGUACCUUUUAUUAAAGUCCUGACUGAUAAA